Messenger RNA from Danio rerio (zebrafish), 2797 nucleotides. It is a transcript of the gene eif4e3, whose product is annotated as eukaryotic translation initiation factor 4E family member 3. NCBI's taxonomy places the organism in Eukaryota, Metazoa, Chordata, Actinopteri, Cypriniformes, Danionidae. Gene Ontology annotation, biological process: translational initiation. The record is from RefSeq and is marked provisional. Gene Ontology annotation, molecular function: translation initiation factor activity; RNA binding.
CGCGGCAAGUCCUGCCGGCCGAACGGCAAAUCAGUCAGCAUCAAUAAUCUGUCAAUUUUUGCAUGUGGAGAUUAGUAUAGAUCUCCCAGCAACACACUUGCAUAUCGAUUAGCUUCAAUAAAGCAAAAAAUGGCGGUUCCUGCAGCCCCAAACCUGCAGCUGAACACGGCGAGACAAAGCAGCCCAGUCAACUCUACGGAAAACGACAUCCACAUCGACGAGAGAGAGCUGGAAAACAUCACCAACCAUGUCGAGGAUGGCACCUCAUUGCCGCUGCACUCGCCCUGGACCUUCUGGCUCGAUCGGUCAUUACCAGGUACAACGGCAGCAGAGUGUGAAUCAAAUCUGAAAAAGAUAUAUACUGUCCACACUGUACAGAGUUUUUGGAGUGUGUACAACAACAUCCCUCCUGUGUCCUGCCUCCCCCUGAGGUGUAGCUACCACUUAAUGCGAGGAGAAAGAAGGCCACUAUGGGAGGAGGAAAGCAAUGCAAAGGGAGGUGUUUGGAAAAUGAAAGUGCCAAAGGAGAGCACAUUAGCUGUGUGGAAAGAACUGCUGUUGGCUACGAUUGGUGAACAGUUCACAGAUUAUUGUGCAUCAGAGGAUGAAGUGGUUGGAGUAAGUGUCAGUGUGAGAGAGCGAGAAGAUGUGGUUCAGGUCUGGAAUGGAAACGCCUCUUUUGCCAAUGAGGCAAACGUUUUAGGAAGAAUCUACGAACUUCUUCCACAGAUAUCUUUUAAAGCAGUAUUUUAUAAACCACACGAGGAGCACCAUGCGUUUGAAGGUGGUCGCUCAAGACAUUAGCAAGCUUUGCACAUUUACCACAUCUACCCUGUUUUUGGACUGAUCCUAGAAAAUGGACUGAAAACGGAAAAAAAUAAUCCCUCCUGGGCGAACAGAACUCUUGGGUUUUGCAAUUGUUUCAUAUCGUAGAGAAUGUUACAGCCCUGUUUUUAAGUUUUAAGCAUUGCAAAUGAUCCCUCCGUGCUUUUUCCUGAGGAGUUUGUUCAUACCCGAUAUUUAGGCAAUAUUAAUGAAAUAGCAAGUAGCAUAUGUAAUAUAAAUCAUCACAACAGAGCGAUGUUUCCAAUUGUUCUAGUUUUUCUCCUCUAUUUCUAGGAUUACUGAUCAAAUGUGCAGUAUAGUGACGGUUGCUGCUUGUCAAAGUAUAUGCUCGUUGUGUUAGACACUUUCAUUUACUGAAUUAGAACGUCCGUUAGGAACAAAAUCUUAGGGCUCUUUUUUUCUUAGACGCGCAUUAGGCAUAACCUUAGACAAAAAGAAGUUCAAGGCUAAGUCUAAUCUGUUUCUAGGAACUAUCUUUUAUGCAAAUGUAUUGCACAUCUUAAGAAAAUCUCUUUGGUUUGGAGGUUAUCAAUAAUUUCAGAGCAAAUGGAAGUGGGGGGAACGCAAUCUUGGUUAGAACCGCGAAUACACAGCGAAGUGCAUAUGCAAUUCCUUGUUUUCACCCAAACUGAAUAUUUAAUUUAAACAAAAUCCCAAGAGUAAAACGGCUUUACUUUCAUGCUUUAGAAGACUAGUGCUGGGAAAUGAUCAAUCCGGAUUUAAUUGCAUUCAACUUAAAAGUUUGUUUUUACGCAAUAUAUAUUUGUGUGUGCAUAUAAAUACAAACACAUACAAAAUACAACAACAAAUCAAAAUUAUUUACGUAAAUAUUUGAAUUUGUAUUUAUUUUUAUCACAUAAACACGUUUUAUGUCUAAAUAUAAAUAAAAUUGUGAUUACGUAAAAAACAUACAAACGCACACGUUAUUUAAAUACAAGCCUUUAUUUUGCAUCCCCUUUAAUCAACAAUCAUUGCCCAGCACUAAUCCAGACCUCCUCUUGUAGUAUUUUACGUAAAUGAAAGCUGUUUUAGAAUGGCGUCACAGCACUGUUAAACGUCUUUUGUGUUUUGGUUACUGCGUUGUGAAUAAUAUCCAGCAUUCUGUUCAAGGUGUUAUUAACUGUAACCCCAUGCGUGUCUUGUCUUUGUCAGAGUAGCUUAAUAUUUUCACCAUCGCCAGAAUUAUUAUUAUUAUUUUUUGUAACUUAUGCAUUUGCUCCUAACUGCCUUUUUAUUCGCUGUAAUCACACUGUGUCUUGUUUCAGAGUGCUCAUCAUUGUAGUUUGUUUUGCUGUGCUUGAAUGGAUGGAAAUAUGUGUGCGUCGAGGGGAGCUAGUGUAGAUAUCGUCAAAAUAAGAAACUGAAAAUGAUCUGUGUAAUCAUCAGAGCAUUUAUAUUUUUAGUUGUUCAGUACCAAAGAGAUAUCUUUUCUGUUCUCCUGUGUUGUAAUUCAUCAUCGUCUGAGAUCUGCACAUGGUUAAAUUCGCGUUUGUCUCGCUUGCAGCUCACAUCUUGAUGCUGAUUGGAUUUUGUUGUGGUUUGUCAAGUUUGAAACUUAAGCCCAAAAUGACCUGCAUCAUGAACCAGGUCCGUAAUGCACUAAGAAGCACAAUUAUGAGUUCGUCCUUGAUGUGGGCAGGAAUUGUGCAAAAUAACUUGUACAUGCAGCUGACUUUUCAUAUUUCAGCCUUUUUCCUACCUGUCACUGAGAUGCGAGUACUGAGGUGGAUUUCUUUUGUUUGUGAAGCAUUCGUGUCAGUUUUUCCAGGCUCCCAAUCAGGAUCUGAAACCUCACACUGAUUGUCAAUCUUCUGGAACGGUGCCUUGUGUUCUCCCAGGGUUUCACUCAUAGAAUGUUUAAUGUAUUUAAUCAGUUAUAAUAUUAAUUUUCUUUCUUUUCUUUUGCUUAUAGGUUUUGAAAUAUUGAAUAAAUACGAAGCAGAAUACAAAA